AUGGGUUAUCACCAGGGCUUGGAGCAGGGCCUGGGGCUUCACAAUCCCUUCAACCCGGUCUUUCCAAAUUCGGAACUAAUCAGGCAUGGUAACGAUUUCGAUGUCGCCGCCGAUAUUCCUUAUUCGAUGCUCCACAAUACCACCCAGCCGGAGGGAACUAUUCAGAGAUCUACCCUUGGGGGGGAUGACCGAACAGCCGGGGACUCCCGAAAACCACGAUCCGCGAUGGGUGAAGCUCACUUGCGUGAUGACAACUGGACAUAUGCGAUUGAAGUUUCUCCAGCUAUUGAUCUUCUACCUGGUCAUCACUUCGUGAAGAACCACGUCGCUGCUCUCCACAAGCACUUAACAAAACGAUCUAUAGACUACGACUACGCUCUCGCCCAGCCCGUCGAAGGAUCCGGCAUCUGUCGACAGUAUACCCUCAAACAGAAAGAUAGAUUCAACGAUCGCGUCCGUCUCGAGUUCCUCCAGGUCUUCACCGCCAACCGACCCUAUAAUAGACAGCUUCCCAAUUACUCUAUCAAAAUGAGUGUUGUAUUCAAAGAUCGUACUGUCCUACCCUCAGGUCCAUAUCCUCCUGGCAUCGAUGACCGUCAAGAUCAGGAAGGAGAGAGCCGUUUCUCUCCUGGCCCCUCCAUACAUGGUCUAGUGGGAUACAGUGCGGGGGAUGAACAGGUCCUACUCCCAGUUUCUCCCAGUUCUAAUGGUUUGGAUUCGCCUUCUCCUUUCGAUCAGCCGCUCUCUCCUCCGGAAAGCCUUUCUACGCCGGGACAUCGUCAUCAUACCCGACCACCCCGUUUAGGCCCUAUCGUGAAGCCUAACCGGAUCGCGAAUAAGAAUCGUGAGGGAAAGUUUGUUUGCUCCUUCGCUGGUUGCACAGAUGACGUGAAGGUAUUCAGUCGCAAGUGUGAAUGGAGCAAACACAUGGACAAACACGACCGACCGUAUAAGUGCUUAUCGUCGGGAUGUGAGAAACUUGCCGGAUUUACGUAUUCCGGCGGUCUCUUACGUCACGAGAGGGAGGUUCAUAACAAGCAUGGUGGACCGAAAAAUCCCCUUAACUGUCCACACGGAAACUGCAAACGUCACGAGGGCAAGGGUUUCUCUCGCAUGGAGAAUCUUAAUGAGCAUCUUCGUCGAGUGCAUACCCCUAGCGACGCCAACAAUGGUCCUACAGUAGUAGAGUUACCUGAAGAUGAGCUGGAGGAAAACCCGGCCCCUCUGCAGCAGGUCGUAGCCCCUGAGAAGAUAGGCGAGAAGCGCAAGCCUGAAACAGAUCUCCGUGAGGAAGUGAAGCGUCUGCACCAGGAGAAUCAGCAACUGAGAAAUGAGGUCCGUGCCCAAUCUCUUCAUAGCAUGGCCAUGAUGCAGACCAUUGAAGAGAUCAAUCUGCAGCUUAGGGAGCUUGCCAACUCUAAGUCCCAGCUCCAGCUCCAGUCCGAGUCCCAGUCCCGACUCCAACCCCAACCCCAACCUCAACCUCAGCCUCAGCUCGAGCUUCAGUCUGAGGUCCAAUCUGAAGCCCAGUCUGAUACUGAACCCGACCUUGAUGUGGCCCAACACACUGGCCUAAGCUCUCUAGGCUAG
Messenger RNA from Daldinia childiae, 1590 nucleotides. RefSeq lists its product as uncharacterized. The transcript has 4 exons. Gene Ontology annotation, biological process: regulation of transcription by RNA polymerase II. Gene Ontology annotation, cellular component: nucleus. The record is from RefSeq and is a predicted model, not a curated record. Gene Ontology annotation, molecular function: DNA-binding transcription factor activity, RNA polymerase II-specific; RNA polymerase II cis-regulatory region sequence-specific DNA binding. Lineage: Eukaryota; Fungi; Ascomycota; Sordariomycetes; Xylariales; Hypoxylaceae. Bases 1 to 1590 code for a protein of 529 amino acids.